Hermetia illucens (black soldier fly) is the source of this 6788-nucleotide messenger RNA. Its product is annotated as cadherin-87A. Lineage: Eukaryota; Metazoa; Arthropoda; Insecta; Diptera; Stratiomyidae. Gene Ontology annotation, molecular function: calcium ion binding. Gene Ontology annotation, cellular component: plasma membrane. The record is from RefSeq and is a predicted model, not a curated record. Gene Ontology annotation, biological process: homophilic cell-cell adhesion. The transcript is spliced from 40 exons. Bases 716 to 6508 code for a protein of 1930 amino acids.
CUCGCCGGCUAGAGUAGAUACAGAUUGCUGAGUGGCAGUACGAGCUUGUGGGACUCGCUCGAAGAAGAGCGGGCGCAGUGCGGGGACGAGGACAACAGACGAACAGACUCGUCUGCAAGUUUUUUGGUACAGCGAACGGCACGGAGAGCGCCAAGAAAAUCAAGUCGAGGGAGUUGAGUCAGUUUAUUGUCGGAGGCUGUUGAGUUAAAUCGCGCUUGGUGGAGGUUGUUACGCUGCCUGACGGCCGGGUGUGGUUGACAUUUUCCGGAUUUUCCAUAGCAGCGUAAAGUGCGGGCGGAAAUAGUGUAUUGGAAAUUGUGAAAUUUUGAUGUUGAGUUGUUGCUGUCGAGAGGCGGUAAUUGGUUACGAGUGAGUAGUGUUGAGUGGUCAGAGGAAGGGUUGAUUUGUCCCCGUACCCAUUGUUGACGCGCGUACAGAGUGGCGGCAUUGUGCGACUAGUGUGGUGCCGGGCUGUCCGGUGGCAGUGCAUGUGUUAGUAGGUUGCAGUCGAUCGUAAAUGAGGUGCAAGGUUCGUGACAGAUCAAGGAUGCACAACUGGUCCUCCUCCACGUAAUCAGAAAGCAACAACCGUUCGUUUGGCACUGGAUGCAAAUCGUCUGAAGUGGAUGUAUUGUACGGCGACUUUACCGUGACAAAAUUUGGUGGGUAACAGCUGUCAAGCCGCUGAUAUUGUAGAGUGUAUUUAACGGCGAAAAUGGCCAGGACAUCGGGGCUUGUUUGGUUGAUUUUAGUGCUUCUGUGUGCAGAAUGUCAGUCUAACUUGGCACCUGUGUUCACCCAAGUUAUGAAUAAUUUGGCUCUGUCAGAGGCGACUCCUGUUGGCACGGUCGUCUACACCCUGGAAGGAUACGAUCCUGAAGAUAGUGAAGUAUCAUUUGGAUUAGUUGGCACCGAUAACUUUAAAGUGGACCCAAAGACGGGCGAAGUGACUAUAAUUAAAGCAUUGGACCGAGAGGAGCACGAUACACUAUCAUUUUUGGUAUCUAUAAAAGAUGUGGUAAAUUCAACGGGGGAUUCCCAAAACGAUAAUUUGGUGGAAGUGCCGGUAACCGUUAUAGUCCUGGAUGAGAACGAUAAUGCGCCUCAGUUUGAACAAGUGCCAUAUGAGACCGAAGUCUACGAAAAUGCCACCGUGGGUACAACAAUAUUCGAUAAGAUCCUUGUUACCGACAAGGACACAGUGGGAGAGAAUCUGGACAUAAUGUGUUCCUCGCAAAGCCAAAAUCCCGAUGGUUGUUCAAAAUUUAUUUUCAAAAUUAUUGAGAGCUCACAAAAUGUUUUAAAGGCGGCUGUUAUUUUGAAUGACACUCUAGAUUAUAACAAGCGAAUGAUCUACCAUCUGGAGAUAAAUGCAACGGAUGGUACACAUUCAACUGCUACUUCUUUUGAAGUUCGUGUUAAGGAUGUACAGAAUAGCCCACCAGUAUUUCAAGGAUCAUUAGCGGCAGUAAUCGAAGAAAAUAGUCCGAUUGGAACAUUGGUCCUUAAGGUUCAAGCUCGAGAUGGCGAUACAGGAGAGCCACGGAAGAUUGUCUAUGAAUUAUUGACGAACCCAAUGGACUAUUUUCUUCUGGAUCCAAAGACGGGUGAACUUAGAACGGCCAAACCCUUAGAUAAAGAAGCUUUGAAUGAUGCUACUGGAUUGAUAACCUUGGACAUAAGAGCCCGGGAACUUGUGGAUGGCAUCCCACAAUCAGAUAACUUGACAAUGGCCACUACACAGGCAUCAAUUACGAUAAGAGACGUUAAUGACUCUCCACCGGAAUUCAAUAAGAAGGAAUACUUUGUAUCGCUGGUGGAAAAUACAGCUCCUGGCACCCCAUUAGCAUUAGAAAUGAAUGUUAGCGAUAAGGACGUGGGCAUAAAUUCGAUAUUCUCACUGCGACUUGACGACGUUUCGGGUGUGUUCGAAGUCGAGCCGGAUGUAGUGAGGGGCUCAUCGCAAGUUAAUAUUCGUGUCGGAAAUAGAACUUUGGAUUAUGAGAAUCCGAAUCAGAGAAAGUUCAUUGUUCUGGUGAUCGCCGAAGAGACGGAAACCGACCCAAAACUUUCAUCAACGGCGACAAUAACUAUUUCUGUAAUCGACGCUAAUGAUAACAGGCCAACUUUUGAGGAGGAAUCCUAUUCUGCAUCAGUUUCAGAAUCGGCAGAACCGGGUCAAUUUAUAACAUCAAUAAUAGCAAAGGACAUCGAUUCCGGAAGUUAUGGUGAUGCUGGCAUCCGAUAUACUCUAUCCGGGACCGGAUCUGAACUAUUUCAUGUUGACCCUGUAACUGGUGUAAUAACGGUAGCUGACUGCCAUGCAACUCUUACACACCACAAUCGAAAAAGGAGGGAGUUACUGAUGCCCGAGGAAUUGCAGAUUGAAAAUGGCAAUAAUAAGAAUAUCAAUGUGAUGGCGAACGGGGAGACCGGAAUCGUUCAAAUCGAAGUGAGCACGGAGCCAGAAGUGACCUACACUGUCGUAUCGGACGAGAGUCCUACGGACGACCACACAGAAAUGGACAACAAUCUCGACUAUGAAGGAACUGAUAAGGAUAUGACGAAGCUGCCUUGCCUUGACUAUGAAACGCAGCCCGUAUAUUUCCUCUCAUAUAAGGCAACCGACGAUAAUGGAAAAGGUCAGACAUCGGUAGUAUCUCUCCGGAUAUCGAUAAUAGAUGCGAACGACUCACCACCAGUUUGCGAGAGUCCUCUCUACAGAGCGUCAAUUGAUGAGGGUGCUUUAACGUUUGAUCCGCCACUUGUAGUGAAAGCCAGGGACGUGGAUACUGUUUCAGAUAUAACUUACAGCAUCAUUGGAAAUGAAAAUGUCGGGAAAUUCUUUGAAAUCGAUAAACGCAGCGGUCAAAUUAAUAUUCGUCCUGAUGCCGAGCUGGAUGUUAAUCACUUGAAAUCGGAUUUCAUAUCAUUUAGUGUUGAGGCAAAUGAUGGAGUAUUUUCUGCAAUUUGCGGUGUGAACAUUACCAUAAGAGAUGUGAAUAAUCAUGCCCCGCAGUUUUUGAGGGACCACUAUGUUGCAUCAGUAGCAGAGAAUACUGGCAUUGGGACGAGUGUAGAAAUGUUAAAGGCAAUCGACUUAGAUACUGGUAUAAAUGCAGAGAUCCGAUAUCGAAUACAACAAGGAAGCUUUGAUGAUUUUCGGAUCGACGACACAAGCGGACUUGUAUCUGUCUCUCGUAAGCUUGAUUAUGACCGCCGAAAUACAUACCAAAUUGAAGUGCUCGCAACUGAUUUAGGAACUCCCAGCUUAUCGGGAACAACGACACUUACAGUAAGUGUAACAAAUAGUAAUGACAAAGAUCCAUUCUUCACUCCAUCAACACAACGUGCCGAAGUCAGAGAGGAUGCUGUAAUCGGGACAAUUAUCCACAAUUUAGUCGCCAUCGAUCCAGAUGUAGAAUCUAAUGAUGUUCUUCAAUAUUCUGCAACAGAACCUAUUACGGCUGUGGAUAAAGAUGGAAAGGAGAUUGAGGAUGUUGAGAACUUCAAAGAUGUCUUCACUGUAGAUAGAUCAGGAAAAGUAAUUGUCAAUCAAAAACUAGAUCGAAAUUUGUUUGCAGUAAUCAGGAUUACGGUGUUAGUUAUAGACAGCACAGCCUCUACCACACAACAAGGAAAAGGCCUUUUAAUAAUAUCGAUAAUAGAUGUCAAUGAAGUUCCACCGAAAUUUGCACAACCUUGGUCUGAAGACGAUCCAAUUCUUAAGUACCAAAUACCAGAAGAACAACCAAUUGGAACAAUCCUUACCACCCUCCAAGCCAGCGAUGAAGACUCAACUAUUGAUGCAUUCAACAUCACUGAGAAUCCGUUCUUUACAAUAAACACAACUACUGGAGUGAUUGCAACCAAAUCGCGAAUUGAUUAUGAACAUACGAAGGAGAUAAGAUUUUUUGCAACUGUAACCGAUACUGGGAUACCUCAAUUAACAUCCACUGCUGAAGUGAUAGUUGACGUUGUCAAUAUUAAUGACAAUGGUCCAUAUUUCCUGAAACCAGAAUAUGAUUUUACUGUUUUGGAAAAUUCCCCAUCGGGUACUUUGGUUGGAAAAGUGGAGGCAAAGGACGAUGACUUAGGAAACUACGGUGAUAUAUUCUACACGCUGGUUGGAAAAGAUAGCAAAAAUUUCCUUAUGGCUCCUGAUACAGGAAUUUUAACCGUUGCAAACAAUACAUUCUUGGAUCGUGAAACGGUGUCCAUGAUAACAUUAAGUGUGGUGGCAACAGAUAAAGCGCCUAUGAACCCCAAAACGACAACUGCGACGAUUAAUAUUAAAGUGCUGGAUAUAAACGAUAAUGCACCACAUUUCACUCAGAAAGAAUACACAUCUUCAGUAGCAGAGAACGCAGCUCUUCAUCCACCUGCAACCUUGCUACAAGUAACAGCUGAAGAUGCAGAUGACUCAAUAUUCGGGGAAGUCAGAUAUUUUAUCAUAUCCGGCAACGAUGAAGAAUUGUUCCAACUAGACCCAAAAUCAGGCAUUCUGUACCCUGGUAAAAGUCUUUUGGGUAAAAAAGGAAAAUACAUCUUAGAAGUUGAAGCACGAGAUGGUGUCGGAGCGGGACCUCAUAAAGAACAGGCCACUGUUAUUAUUGAUGUAUUGGGUAUCAAUCAAUAUAGACCAGUUUUCUUGAUGCCUGCUCUAUCAAACGCGACUGUUGAAUUACCGGGGGACAUUGUCGAAGCUAACUACUUAGUAAUGACUGUGAAAGCGAUGGACAAUGACACAGGCGAAAAUGGAAAAAUAUCUUACCACCUUCAAGUGAACAAUAAAAACAUCCAAGAAUCGGAAGCAUUUACUAUCGAUGAGCACUCCGGCGAAUUACGUACACGCAAACAAUUGAACAGAAAUAUAAGAUCAACAUACGAUCUCAUCCUUGUCGCUCGUGAUCAAGGGACUCCUUCAUAUUUCGAGACGCUACGUUUUCUCAGCAUUAUUCUUGUCGAUGUUAAUGAAAAUCGACCUGAAUUUUCAGACGCUUCAAAUCCCUACAAAAUAACCGUUCUGGAAAAUAGUCCACCCGAUAUACGUGUUGGACGGGUGCAAGCUUACACAAAGAGUAAAAAUAAAAAGGAUAUUUUCUAUUAUAUGCUGUUGGGUAAUGAAGAUGGAGCAUUCUAUUUGGAUAAGUCAACAGGAGACAUUUACACGAAUAAGUCAUUAGACCGUGAAUCAAUUCCCUCAUACAAUUUGUACAUAUUAGCAAGUAACAAAGUAGAUUUGCAUAUAUCGGAUAUAGAAAGAGCCACAUUUUCAAUUAAAAGCCUAGAGCGAGACAGUUCGGUUGCGAAAGUAUGGGUUACGGUGUUGGAUGUCAACGAUAACCCACCAAUUUUUGAAAAGUCGGUCUAUUACGCUGGUGUCAAUUCAAAGUCUUCGAUAAAUGAAAUUGUUAUUCUGGUCAAUGCAACUGAUCGUGAUUUUGGAGCAAAUGCGUCUCUCGAAUACAUCAUAACCGCUUCCAAUUUGUAUAAAUUCGGCUCCUCGAAAUCAACUGGUUCCAUAGUCCCGAGCCCAUUCGCGAUUUCAAAGGACGGCCGACUUACUACAGCCACAUUUAUGGCCGAAUACAAUCAGGAUCGCUUCGAAUUAGACAUCAUAGCAAAAGAAGUCGAACCACCAGAGAGAUUUGCUAAGACAAAAGUUUAUGUAUGGAUUUUUGAUUCUGAGCAACUGAUAAGAGUGAUUUUAUCACGUCCGCCAUCUGAAGUUCAUCAAGAACGCGAUGAGAUCGUUGCAGAGCUUGGAAAUGCCACACAUAAGCAUAUAGUCGUCGAUGAGAUACGAUAUCACGUGGAUGCAGUUGGACGCAUCCGGAUGGAUUGGUGUGAUUUAUUCUUCCACGCUGUUGACCUGUCUACAAAUGAAAUCACGCCCGUGAAUAAUAUUUUGAAAGUGAUCGAUGCCAAUUAUGAUUACUUGAAGGAUUACUACGCCGGCUUUGCAAUAGAAAAUGUAGUUCCCGCCUACGCGACAAUCGAAGAGGAUGAGUUCGAUAUGGCUCUUGCCGGUUUGGUGGCGCUUAUUAUUGUCCUUUUUGUGGGUGCUAUAAGCUUCAUUGUAUUAUGUUGUUGUUUGAAACAGUGCAAUCUGUCCAUACCUCUGGAGAAAACUCGAAAGGAAGCUCUUAUCAAAAAACAAAUAAUCGAAGAUUUAAAUACCACGGAAAAUCCAUUAUGGAUGGAGCAGAAAUUGAAACUGUAUGAGGAGCAAGAAUUGACAAUGCAAGUUUUCUCUGAACCGGAAUUUUGUAGUACCUCUGACCCUUCACCGACAACCCUUGACCGAAGGGACUCAUUCGGAACAUCGCACGCAGGCGAUAACACAUAUGCAACCAUUCAACCACGCAAUGGAUCUCAAAUAGCUGAUGUUGCGGAUUAUGCGACAUUGCGGGAUAAUCGAGUUCCAUCCAUGUAUGAAUUCACUGGUUCGACAUUCCAAGCGCCAGUCCGGGAACAAGAUGAUUUCGUUACUGAGUUGAUAUAAGUUAAAAUUUACGUGUGUAUGUCUAUUGGAAAGAGAUUAGAAUGAAAAUAUCGAGACAAUAACGAUGAUGGCGAUCUGGAGAUUAUUUUAAACAUAAGAGAAGAAGCAAACAAUUUUAAAAUGAGCAACUCAGCGUGAUAAAUGACUGUUGUUUUCGUGUAGUGAAUUCUGAUUAUUUUUCAAGUAAAAAAGAAACGAUUGAUCAAUGAGUGAACAAAUUAACAUUAAAUUAUAUUGAUAUUAAUUUAUUUAAGUAAACUACAAGAUAUUUGUAAAUCGA